Messenger RNA from Solanum stenotomum, 527 nucleotides. RefSeq lists its product as uncharacterized. The transcript has 2 exons. The coding region runs from base 33 to 527 and encodes 164 amino acids. The record is from RefSeq and is a predicted model, not a curated record. Lineage: Eukaryota; Viridiplantae; Streptophyta; Magnoliopsida; Solanales; Solanaceae.
GGAAAGCUAGAAACAUUGUGUUGAAACAAAUUAUGGGUGAUCAUGUGGAGGAGUUUAAAAGAAUUUUAGAUUAUAGAGAUGAGCUCUUAAAGACUAAUCCAGGCAGCACAUGUGUGGUGAGACUUAGUGAAGAAACUUUUGAAGGUGACAGAAAAAUGUUUCAAUCAUUUUACAUAUGCUUUGAUGCUUUAAAGAAGGCAUUCAAAGCUGGAGCUAGAAGAUGUAUAGGAUUUGAUGGUUGCUUCUUGAAAGGUGUUUCUAGAGGUCAAUUACUUGUGGCUGUUUGUAAGGAUGGGAACAACCAAAUGCUACCACUAGCAUGGGCAGUUGUUGAGGUUGAAAACACAUUCACUUGGAAAUGGUUUAUCAAGCUUGUAAGACAUGAUCUUGAGCUAGGAGAUGGAACAGAAUUGACAACCAUUACUGAUAUGCAGAAGGGUCUUGACAAAGCUAUUCAAGAUCUUCUGCCAAAUGCAGAACAAAGAAUGUGUGCAAGACAUGUUCUAGCCAACUGGUCUAAGAAUUAG